AAUCACGAUUCGUCGGACCGUAUAAAUCCCAGGGUUUUUUUGUCAUUUUACGACCGCUCUAUCUCUAUAUAUUCACGUCUCCUUUGUAGUCCCACCUGUUGUUGCUUGUUGUCGCUUGUCUCCUUGCAAAAAAGGCUUUAUCGGAUCUUUAUUCUGCGCUUUCGCUCUCUUUGUCUCUCCCCCCAUGCAGAUCGCAUCGUUUCUUCCCGCUGAGAACUGUUUUGUUUUCCCGGCGACGGCGAGAAGUGUCAAUUUCGCCUGCAGCGGAUCGCUUUUGAACCCUUCUACAAGGACUUUGGCCUCCGUCCAGACGCUAAACCCAGCCACAUCCACCGAAACGAAGUUCAGCCAUUACAGUAUUUCCACCAACUCCGCACGCACCCACCUCGCCAACUUAGAAAAGUUGCUUCAGAAGAAUUCCCCACCACCUCUAUCCAAUCAAGAGGUCUUCCACAAAACUUCUGGCAAUGGGUCACUUGAAAACAAGGGAAGGCCUCUGUUAGAAGGCCUGAACAUAUCCAGGAUAUGGGAAGGGCCGAGGACCACCGAGGAGAUGUCGCCGAGACAUAUGAACCGACUAAAACGACUCCUAUCUAAAACGCCCGAAUAUUCACCUAGGAACAAUCUCGGUAAACGAUGGCCGGAGUAUCACGGCAGCAACGAUUGGGCCGGCCUCUUGGACCCGCUCGACGAGAAUCUCCGCCGUGAGGUGGUCAGAUACGGCGAGUUCGUUCAAGCGGCGUAUCAUGGUUUCCAGUCUAACCCCUCCACGUCAGAAGGCGAGUUUUCCAUGCCUCGCAACGUAGCCUUACCAGACAAAUCAUACAGACUAACCAAGAGCCUGUACGCCACAUCAUCAGUCGGGCUACCCGAGUGGGUAGACAAUGUGGCGCCAGAUCUCCGGUGGAUGACUCAGAGGACCAGCUGGAUCGGGUACGUCGCGGUUUGCGACGACAGGAAGGAGAUCUCACGGAUGGGAAGGCGAGAUAUACUAGUCUCUCUCCGUGGAACUUCUACGUGUCUCGAAUGGGCCGAGAACUUCAGGGGACUCCUGGUUCAGGUCCCUGGAGACGAUUCCGAUUCCGAGGACUCCGGCUCGUCCAGCCACGGCCCGAGCCCGCCCAAGGUGGAACAGGGAUUCUGGAGCCUGUACAAGACCAGUGGGACGGACGUGCCAAGCCUGGCGGAAUCAGUUGUGGAAGAGGUGCGUAGACUGAUGGAGGUGUACAAGGGCGAGAGCCUGAGCAUCACGGUCACGGGCCACAGCCUAGGCGCGGCCUUGGCCUUACUGGCCGCGGACGAAUUAAGUACAUGCGCGCCGAGUAUGCCCCCGAUUGCAGUUUUCUCGUUCGGCAGCCCGCGCGUAGGCAACCGGGGCUUCGCCAAUCGGAUCAGAAACAAGGGCGUGAGGGUGUUGCGUGUGGUGAACUCACAAGAUGUGAUCACAAAGGUUCCGGGAAUGCCGGUGGUGGGAGAAGGGCUUGAGAACACGCCAUUGUCAUACUCGGACAUAGGGACGGAGCUGAGGGUGGACAGCAAGAUGUCGCCAUAUCUGAAGCCCAACGCCGAUGUUGCAUGCUGCCAUGACUUGGAGGCAUAUCUCCAUUUGGUGGAUGGGUUCUUGGCAUCAAAUUGCCCAUUCAGAGCAAACGCCAAGAGAAGUCUUGUGAGGUUGCUCAAUGAGCAAGGCUCCAAUGUGAAGAAACUGUAUAUAAGCAAAGCCAAGGACUUGAGAUUGAACGUGGAAAAGCAGCAGGCACAAUUUACAAUCCCUACUUGUAGUUUACCAAGUCCGUCAUGAUUCAUGAUUCUCAAUUCUUAUUUCGUUAUUCAAACAGGUAUAUAGAUGCAUCUAAUACCAACAGAAAGAUCCUCAACCCUGUAAGAUCCUUCAGUUCAAUAGAGAAAAACAAUCUUUCAACGGUACUCAAAUGUUUUCACUUUUAA
This is a messenger RNA of Nelumbo nucifera (sacred lotus), 1947 nucleotides long. Its product is annotated as phospholipase A1-Ibeta2, chloroplastic. Gene Ontology annotation, molecular function: glycerophospholipase activity. The record is from RefSeq and is a predicted model, not a curated record. Gene Ontology annotation, biological process: lipid metabolic process. Lineage: Eukaryota; Viridiplantae; Streptophyta; Magnoliopsida; Proteales; Nelumbonaceae.